This is a messenger RNA of Olea europaea var. sylvestris, 1907 nucleotides long. RefSeq names its product laccase-14-like. Gene Ontology annotation, molecular function: hydroquinone:oxygen oxidoreductase activity; copper ion binding. Gene Ontology annotation, biological process: lignin catabolic process. Gene Ontology annotation, cellular component: apoplast. Bases 43 to 1737 code for a protein of 564 amino acids. NCBI's taxonomy places the organism in Eukaryota, Viridiplantae, Streptophyta, Magnoliopsida, Lamiales, Oleaceae. The record is from RefSeq and is a predicted model, not a curated record. The transcript is spliced from 5 exons.
AACCACAAAAAACAGAUAUUCGAAGAAAGCUAGGAAACAUUAAUGCGGUUGAAUAUGAAAAUUUCUGUUUUGCAUUUCAUCGGAUUACUUCUUCUCGGCGUUGUACUGCAAGCUGAUGCUUUGGAACGUCGCUACAAGUACGUGUUGAGGGAGACUCCAUACACUAGGCUUUGCACCAACAAGACUAUCUUGACAAUAAAUGGGAAACUUCCAGGACCAACAAUAUAUGCCACUAAAGGAGAAACGAUCAUUGUUGAUGUUUACAAUCGAGCAAAUGCGAACAUCACUAUUCACUGGCAUGGAGUGAAAAUGCCAAGGUAUCCGUGGUCAGAUGGACCUGAGUAUGUGACUCAGUGCCCAAUUCAACCUGGAAGAAAGUUUAGCCAAAGGAUUGUGCUUUCGGACGAGGAAGGAACUUUGUGGUGGCACGCUCAUAGUGAAUGGUCACGGGCUACUGUUUAUGGUGCAAUCGUUAUUUAUCCAAAGAAGAAAAAUGACUAUCCUUUCCCUAAGCCUCAUGCAGAAAAACUCAUCAUUCUAGGAGAGUGGUGGAACAGAAGUGUGGAAGAGGUUCUUAGUGAAUUCAUGGCAAGUGGAGACGAUCCAGAAGUUUCCAACGCUUUCCUUAUAAAUGGUCAGCCUGGGGAUCUAUAUCCAUGCUCAAGAUCAGAUACAUUCAAGUUGACGGUGGAUUUUGGCAAGACUUAUUUGCUACGAAUGGUUAACGCAGUUAUGAACAACAUUAUGUUCUUCAAAAUUGCAAACCACAAUAUCACUGUAGUCGGAUCAGAUGCCAGCUACACCAAGCCUUUCAAGAGUGAUUAUAUUACCAUCGCUCCUGGCCAAACCAUUGAUAUGUUGUUGGAAGCUAACCAAAAUCCUAGCCACUACUACAUGGCUUCCAGGGUUUAUGCUAGUGCAGGAAAUUAUGACAAUACAACUACAACAGCAAUUGUUGAGUAUCGAGGAAAUUAUACUCCACCAGCAUCACCAUUACUCCCAAGUUUUCCUGAUUUCAAUGAUACAAAUGCUUCAGUUAAUUUCACUGGACAACUCAAAAGUUUAGCAAAUAAGAAAUAUCCUGUUGAUGUCCCUUUAAAUGUGACCACUAAAUUAUUCUUCACCCUUUCAAUCAAUUUAAUCCCUUGUGCCAAUAAUUCAUGCGGAACUUUCAACGGCCGUCUUUCAGCAAGUGUGAAUAACAUAACCUUUCAGCUACCUAGAGUCGACAUUCUUCAAGCUUAUUAUAGGCGCAUCAGAGGUGUUUAUGGAAAUGACUUUCCCAACAAUCCACCAUUUCAAUUCAAUUAUACUCAGGACUUUGUCCCUCAAGACCUGUGGGCGCCUCAAAAUGGAACAGAAGUAGUAGUUCUUGACUACAAUUCCACGGUGGAGCUUGUCUUCCAGGGAACAAACACAGUUGCCGGGAUAGAUCAUCCCAUGCACUUACAUGGAUAUAGCUUUUAUGUGGUUGGGUGGGGAUUUGGAAACUUCGACAGAGACAGAGAUCCACUGAAUUAUAAUCUCAUAGACCCUCCUCUAAUGGAAACAAUUGCAGUUCCUAGAAAUGGUUGGACAGCAAUCAGAUUCAAGGCAAAUAAUCCAGGAGUUUGGUUUAUGCAUUGCCAUUUUGAGCGUCAUAUAAGUUGGGGAAUGGGAAUGGCAUUCAUUGUUCGAAAUGGCAAGAGCCGACAUGCUAAAAUACUGCCUCCACCUCCAGACAUGCCAAGGUGUUAAUGCUGAACAAAAUGGAUAUCUCUUGUGUAUGUGAUUUAAUACUAGUGUGUGCUUUUGUUGCAGCUUUGUUAGUGUGCUUCCUUUUUUGUAAUCUGAAAUUAUAAUUCGUUUGAGAAUAAUUUGUAAACGAUUUAAUUUAUAAAUAAGUUAAAAAUAAAAUAUUAUCUAAA